Messenger RNA from Octopus bimaculoides (California two-spot octopus), 729 nucleotides. RefSeq lists its product as uncharacterized. Lineage: Eukaryota; Metazoa; Mollusca; Cephalopoda; Octopoda; Octopodidae. The record is from RefSeq and is a predicted model, not a curated record.
AUGGAGAUGCUAAGAUGUGGCUUCAUUUCUUCUAAUAUUCAUUCGGUCCAGAGCAAACUACACAUCGCUCUUACAGGCAUUCCUUCUCCUCUCGCAAUUUCAGUGCGAGUUAUGAUAACAGAAACUCCAUCGGACAUGACAUACGAAACCGUCAAAGCUGAGGUUCUCCGGCGUAACUCUCCUUCAGUUGAGAGUAAAUUUCGCACACUCUUGCAGGAUAAGCAUCUCGAGGACCGAACCCCCAGUUUUUGCGACGAAUCCGAGAGUUGUCCGAUAGCUCAUAUGAGGGGACAGGCAUUUGUCAAACAAUUAUUUUUCUCGAGGAUUCCUUCUAAUGUCCACUCGAUUUUAUCUCCUAUGAUGGAACAUACGGCCCUUGAACAACUCGCCGCCUCCGCAGACAGGAUUAUGGAAUUUUCUGGUGCACCAUCAUCCGCAGAUAAUGUUGUCACUUCUUCGUCUUCCUCUCGAGAUUGUACUACUUCUGCUUUGGACGACAUACAAUCCUCCGAAAUCUUACGGGCCAUUAGAGAACUGACCCGUCAAGUUUCACACAUGUGCAGGAACCGUUCGUCUUCUAGGGAUCAUUCUGCAGCGAGGACCAGGUACCGCUCCUUCUCGGGUGCACGUGCAUUUCCUGCCCCAUCAAUCUGCUGGUACCACAGGAAAUUCAAGGACCAGGCUGACACGCGUACACAGCCCUGCUCUUAUUCUUCACGGGGAAACUAG